GUUGUUUAUCCCUUUUUCAUAAUCUCAAGAUCUUGCACUAACUGCUAGCGUCUUUCUCCAGUGUCUCUAUUGUUCUUUCUUUAUCUGCCCUCAAAUUUUCUUUUCGAAAAAAGUCUCACCUACAUUACAAUUACAAUUUAUGUUAUAAUUCAUUUUCAAAUUAGAAUUACAAUUACAAUUCAACUUAUUUCUCUCUAGGUUAUUCAUAAAUUCCAGAUUUUUAUUUACAAAUUCGACGAAUUAUCACACACAUUCUCGAAUUUCUAUCAUCAAAUUAAAAUACUGCGAAAUAAAGGAUCGUGCGCAAAUUGAACUUUUUUCGACGAGAUCGGAUACUUGGAUCUUCCUAAAAAUUUGAAGGUGAAUGCUUGAGCUUUUGGAGAGCUAGUGAUAUAUUUGAGCUAAAAUUUGAGCUUGGUUGAUUUCAAUACAAUAAAUGGCUGCUCCUGUAUAUCCAGGGGCACCUAGACCGAACAACUCGCAGUCGCCGCCACCUCCCUCGAAUUAUGUCCCUAAUGUGAUUAGGGGUCCUGAUUCAUCCUUAUCUCAAAACUUUCAAAAUUUACAUGUUAAUCAGCCACCUAAUGUUGCACCACCGUCUUCAGCUGGUACUGUUAGGCCUCCACCAUUUGGUCAGGGUCCGCGGUUCCCUCCAUCUGUUGCUGGACCACCUGGUUCGUUUCCUGGAGCCUCGCCGGUCUCCAGGCCUGGCCCCCCACCACCAGGUGUAGUCCCAAGAGCUGCUGCAGCUCCCUCAGGUCCCAUGGCCCCACCCGGUAUGAUAUCUGGUAGACCAUCUGGUCCUCCUCCUGGUGUUCAACCUCAGGGCUUGAUGUCUAGACCUCCUUCUCAAGGACCUUUCCCUGGAAGUGGUCCAAUAGUCCCCCAUUCUGGGACACCUACUUCAGGUCCUCCCAGACCUCAACCUGGGGCUCCACCUUCGAUGGCUCGUCCUGGUGGUUUUGGUUCACCUCCAAUGGCUUCCGGUCAUGUUUCUCCACCAAUGGCUCCUCCUAGUAAUGGACCUUCUAUGUUCUCGGCUGGUGGAACUCGGUUUCCUUCUCCAGGAGGCCAACAACAGCCCCCAGCCGGCCUUCCUCCACCGUCAUAUGCGUCAAUGAGGGCUCCAACCCAAGCUCCAGUUAUGCGCUCUCUUAGUGGAACUGGGCCUGCUGGUUCAUCAGCUGACUAUGCAUCCCCUUCUCUAUCUCAGCCCUCUCCUCCUUUCUCAGCCCCACCUCAGGUACAGGGUGCACCACCUCCUUUGGGAUCUACAUUUGGGAUGCAGCCUCCACACAUGCGGCAGGUGACUCCUCCUCCGUCAAUGCCAGGUUCCAUGCAACCACCAAGGAUGUAUGGUAUGCCACCACCAGGACCAGCGCAAACUAUGGCUGCUAUGCCUGCCAUGAGUCAGACCGGGCCAUCAAAAAUUGAUCCCAAUCAAAUUCCGCGUCCCCUUCCAAAUUCAUCCAUGGUCAUGCAUGAAACUCGUGCUGGCAAUCAGGCUAACCUUCCUCCGCCUGCUACAAGUGAGUACGUUGUCAAGGACACUGGAAAUUGCAGCCCUCGCUAUAUGAGGUGUACAAUCAAUCAGAUCCCAUGUACUUCAGACCUUCUUGGAACAUCUGGGAUGCAAUUAGCUUUGUUGGUUCAGCCAUUUGCGCUUCCACAUCCAUCUGAGGAGCCUAUUCAGGUGGUAGAUUUUGGGGAAGGUGGUCCUGUUCGAUGCUCACGCUGCAAAGCCUACAUUAAUCCUUUCAUGAAAUUUAUAGAUCAAGGAAGGAAAUUCAUAUGUAAUUUUUGUGGUGUUACUGAUGAAACACCUCGUGAAUACCAUUGCAAUUUAGGGCCUGAUGGCCGACGUAGAGAUGCCGAUGAAAGGCCUGAGCUGUGUAGAGGGACUGUUGAGUUUAUCGCUUCUAAAGAUUAUAUGGUGCGUGAUCCAAUGCCUGCAGUAUUUUUCUUCCUCAUUGAUGUAUCAAUGAAUGCAUUACAGACUGGAGCAACUGCAGCAGCUUGUAGUGCUAUUAAUCAAGUUAUUGCUGACCUCCCUGAAGGUCCGAGAACUAUGGUGGGAAUUGCAACAUUUGAUUCCACAAUUCAUUUUUACAAUCUGAAGCGUGCGUCACAGCAGCCGUUGAUGCUCAUAGUUCCUGAUGUACAAGAUGUCUAUACGCCUCUUGAAACUGAUGUGAUAGUUCGGCUUUCAGAGUGCCGUCAACAUGUAGAAUUAUUGCUGGAAAGCAUCCCUACCAUGUUUCAGAGUAAUAUGACUGCAGAUUCGGCUCUUGGUGCAGCAAUUAAGGCUGCAUUUUUGGCAAUGAAGAAUACGGGAGGAAAGCUUUUGGUCUUUCAGUCAGUGUUACCUUCAAUUGGCAUUGCUGCUCUUUCUGCUAGGGAGGCAGAAGGUAGAUCUAAUAUUUCUGCUGGUGAGAAGGAGGUCCAGAGAUUGCUUCAGCCAGCUGAUAAGACAUUAAAAGAAUUGGCUAUUGAAUUUGCUGAGUUCCAGGUUUGUGUGGAUUUGUUUAUUACCACCCAGUCCUAUGUAGACAUUGCUUCAAUGUCUGUUGUUCCAAGGACUACUGGAGGACAGGUUUAUUACUAUUACCCAUUCUCGGCUGUCUCUGAUACUGCCAAGCUUUGUAACGAUCUUAGAUGGAAUGUGACAAGACCACAAGGUUUUGAAGCAGUUAUGCGUGUGAGGUGCAGCCAGGGUCUUCAAGUCCAAGAAUACUCAGGAAACUUCUGCAAACGUAUUCCAACAGAUGUCGAUCUUCCUGCGAUUGAUUGUGACAAGGCUCUUAUGGUCACUUUAAAACAUGAUGAUAAACUACAAGAUGGUGCCGAAUGUGCUUUCCAGUGUGCGCUUCUUUACACCACUGUUUAUGGACAACGAAGAAUUCGUGUUAGCACCCUUUCACUUUCAUGCACAAGUGUCUUGAGCAACUUGUUUCGCUCAGCUGACUUGGAUACUCAAUUUGCAUGUUUUGCCAAACAAGCUGCCAUUGGGGUUCCCACUACGCCACUUUUGCAAGUCAGGGAUCAGGUGACUAAUCACUGUGUCAACAUACUGCAUUCCUAUCGAAAAUUCUGCGCAAAUUUGUCUGUAUCAUCAGCGGGCCAGCUCAUUCUUCCAGAGGCACUCAAGCUUUUGCCUUUGUACACCCUUGCAUUGAUAAAAAGCAUCGGGUUGCGAACUGAUGGGCGAUUAGAUGAUCGUUCCUUCUGGACAACCUAUGUCUCUUCCUUGUCUACUCCAUUGGCAAUUCCACUGGUGUAUCCUAGGAUGUUUUCUGUCCAUGACCUUGGAUCCAAGGAAAUGGAUGGAUCUAUUAUUCCUCCAGCUAUCCCGCUUUCGAGUGAGCAUGUAAUUGAUGAAGGAAUUUACCUUCUUGAGAAUGGAGAGGAUGCCUUGGUCUACGUUGGGCAUUCUGUGGAUCCUAGUAUUUUACAAUGUCUGUUUGGUACAACCUCAGUUGAUGAAGUUCCAACUCAGUUUGUGUUGCAGCAAUAUGAUAAUCCAGUGUCUAAGAAGUUCAAUGAGCUUGUCAAUGAAAUUAGACGACAAAGGUGUUCCUACCUCCGCUUCAAGUUGUGCAAGAAAGGGGAUGCUUUAGGAAUGUUAUUCUUCUCAUAUAUGGUAGAAGAUAAAUCUCCAACAGGUCUCUCUUAUGUUGAGUUUCUCGUGCAUGUACAUCGACAGAUCCAAGGUAAAAUGGCUUAAAUUCAUUGUAAUCUUUCAUACUAAUACAUAGAGGUAUGUAGCUAGUACCAUGGAUAUGACUGAUAUAUACAGAGUAAAUUAUGGCAUCGAAUUGAGCCACAUUUACCUUUUCUUUCCUCCUCUCCUUAUGAGGGUUUCUAAAUUGAAGUUUUUAGAUUAGAGGUUUAAAUUAUUUUUCCUCUUUUUUUUACAGUGUAGUUCCAGUUUUAGGCGGGUUUAUAUAUCAGAUAUGAGGAGAAAAAUUUGUAAACAAUAAGCUUCCAUUUUUGCAUUUUGAUAUCUUAUACAACUUCCUUUUGAAAGAUUUGACAA
Molecule: messenger RNA, 4036 nt
Organism: Beta vulgaris subsp. vulgaris (sugar beet)
Lineage: Eukaryota; Viridiplantae; Streptophyta; Magnoliopsida; Caryophyllales; Amaranthaceae
Product: protein transport protein SEC24 C
Exons: 25
Coding region: 437-3724 (1095 amino acids)
Biological process (GO): COPII-coated vesicle cargo loading; endoplasmic reticulum to Golgi vesicle-mediated transport; intracellular protein transport
Cellular component (GO): endoplasmic reticulum exit site; COPII vesicle coat
Molecular function (GO): zinc ion binding; SNARE binding
Source: RefSeq, a predicted model, not a curated record